AGGCUUUGGGUACCGCCAGAACCUGCUGCGUUUAAUGCCUUUUGUGCCUCAGGACAAUGAUUCGUGGCACCAACAUCCGGUGAAAAUGAACCCCACAUCUUUUCUCUUAUCUUGUCGCACUUCCCCCACUCCAGAGCAAAAGGCAAGUUAAAGCAGGAGCCAUGAGCUGCCAGAUGGUAUGGCAUCGCUUAUAGACAGAUAGAUAGAAGCAAAAGAAGGACCAUGAACUAACUCGAGGAAACAGAUACCGUCGCAAACGUCUUCUGAUGAAGAGUCAAUUCGAUAGACCUGCAAACCAUCAAAACAUUCACGUUCACAAUUCACAAUCAUGCCGAGCGACGAAGCCAGCGUCCAGUCCGAAAAGACCCACGAAGGAGAGCAUCAUGGGGAUUAUUCUUCCGACAUUCCUAUAUCAAGCUCGGUGUACCUCUACACGUUCUGCGCCUCUGUAAACUCUUGCAACUUAGGUUACGACAUUGGCGUGUCAACCAACCUCGGGCCUCUGAUACAGGCCGACUUUGAUCUGACAGAUUUGGAACGUGAGCUCUUGAUUGGAAGCUUGAACUUCAUGGCAAUGUGGGGAGCAUUGAUGUCUCAGUACUUUAGUGAUAGGUUUGGAAGAAGAAUGACGUUUAUCGUGGCCUCGUUUGGAUUCCUGAACGGCCUGAUAAUCAUGGCGAUCGGCCAAACCUACGGCCAGAUAUUGGCCGGAAGAAUACUGGUGGGCAUCGGCUGUGGUGUUGGAUUUGCGGUCGACCCGCUUUACAUCUCCGAGAUCGCCCCCGCGAAGCACCGCGGGGAGCUGGUUACGUGGUCUGAUAUAGGCAUCAACGUUGGCGUCGUUCUAGGAUUCUCGACGGGUCUAUUGUUCGAUGGUAUGCCAGACGGAGACGCUUGGCGUGCAAUGUGCAUGUUGGGCCUGAUAUUUCCUGUCACAAUCAUGUUUUUGACGGUUGGGAUUCUUCCGGAGACACCGCGAUGGUUCGUCCUAAAUGGGUUGGACAACGAUGCACGCUUGGUACUGCAAGACAUCUAUCCGGCAGACUUCAAUGUUGAUUUGGUGAUAGAUGACAUCAAAGAAGCUUUGGAACGAGAACGACUGGCCGAGCAAUCCGUUGGGUGGUCUGUUUUUUGGAGACCAAGCCCCGCAAUAAGCAGAAUGCUCCUUUUAGGACUGCUGGUGCCAGUAGCUCAACAAACAGCAGGGAUUGACGCUAUCCAGUAUUACCUCUUGGAUGUUAUGGAUGAAUCGGGUGUCAUGACGAAAACGUCACAAAAGAUUUUUCUCAUUGUCUUGGGUCUCGUCAAACUGGUCUGCAUCAUGAUCAGCUCACAACUGCUGGAUCGAAUGGGAAGAAGGUUUACGUUUUUUCUUUCGCUGACUGGACUUAUCAUUUCCCUGGUAACUGUGAGCAUUUCGUUUGGCAUCAAAUCACAGGCCGGUGCUUACAUUGAACUGGGGGCCCUUUCCUUGUACCUGGCAUCCUAUGGACUAGGUCUUGGUCCGGCUGGGUGGCUUUUGCCUUCUGAAAUAUUUGCAACGUGCAUCAGAGCCAAAGGAGUGAGCGUUGCUACCUUCCUCAACAGGCUUGCCGCAACAAUCACGGUUUCAAGCUUUCUAUCCAUCAAAAACACGAUCACUUGGCCGGUGUUCUUUUUGAUUUUGGCCGGGUUUUGCUUGUUCACUUUGAUCAUGCUUUAUCUGUAUCUACCAGAAACAAAGGGCCGAUCAUUGGAAGAUAUGACACUGUACUUUGCAGAAGAAACUGGAGAUUUUAGCAUCCUGGAUGCCGAACGAAAGUUGCGAGUGGAGACGGAGCUAGAAAAAAUGGAGAAAUCUGGCAAAUCAAAGAAGGAUGGAAGAAGGCUCAUGAAAGAUGAAACGACAAGGACAGCCGCCAUGACUUCUACCAGAACAUUUGCUGAGACGGAGGCUUCCAGGACAGAGAUGGACCCCUCUUCUAGAUCCUUUGGAGCGCGCCAGCUGGACCCCACAUCUGACAACUGAACUAGUCUAAUGCCUUAGAUUGCAAUUAGCCAUUGUUACUAGCUUAUCCAGCUAUUGCAAUGAGCCAUUGUGACUAUCUUGUCAGCUGGAUGCAUUGACCCCAGCAGUGCCAACGCAAAGCAAUCUAAUGUAACUUGUUCCUUUCUGCAAAUCUAAUGUUCUCCAAGCAAGGCUUUGUGUUGGGAUGAUCCAACCCAAAUCUUGGCUCUAGCACAGCCAAUGCUUCUGAAAUCUAACAAUUCACUAUCAUAGUUAAGCCAUUUGACAAAAGCAAACCACCAUGUUGUUGUAAGUGGAAGCAGUGUUGGGAUGGUUCUUACCUAGCGCAGACUCUUUUAUGGCGCAAGCGUCCUGAUGCAUUUUCAAAGCAUGGGUAUAGUCUCCCUUGUC
Seminavis robusta is the source of this 2398-nucleotide messenger RNA. The record is from the annotation of a GenBank genome assembly. NCBI's taxonomy places the organism in Eukaryota, Bacillariophyta, Bacillariophyceae, Naviculales, Naviculaceae.